CACUGACAGAACAACUUUCCUUUGAUGAUUUUCAAGAAAGCUGUACUGUGAAAUGGCAAAGUCUCCAGGAGGCAGAAUGCCAUUGCCUCUGGGGAAACGGGUCCUUUUUUCCAGUGUAGUGGUCAGUGGGAGCUGUGCCCUUACAUAUUACCUUAUACAAAAAGCUUUUUCCAGGGCUUCCUAUUACGAGCUGGUAUUGGAGCAGCUGCACAGCCACCCUGAGUCCCUGGAAGCUCUGUGCACUCCUCUCAACAUCCACUAUCUACACCUCACUGACAAGUACAACUUUGUGGAUAUUGCCAGUACCCAGUUGAAGAUUCCUGUCUCUGGAUUCAAGUCAGAGGGCCAUCUCUAUGUCAGCUCAACCAGAGAUGCCCCCUUUCAGAGAUGGCACCCUCAGGAUGUCUUCUUAAAUCUCAAGGAUGGUUAGCAGAUUCCUGUGUUCAAGUUCAGUACGGACAGUGGUGAUGAUAUAGAAACAGAGUAA
This is a messenger RNA of Lynx canadensis (Canada lynx), 487 nucleotides long. Its product is annotated as cytochrome c oxidase assembly factor 1 homolog. Lineage: Eukaryota; Metazoa; Chordata; Mammalia; Carnivora; Felidae. The transcript has a single exon. Gene Ontology annotation, biological process: mitochondrial respiratory chain complex IV assembly; mitochondrial respiratory chain complex I assembly. Gene Ontology annotation, cellular component: mitochondrial inner membrane. The record is from RefSeq and is a predicted model, not a curated record.